This is a messenger RNA of Mangifera indica (mango), 604 nucleotides long. RefSeq names its product 40S ribosomal protein S27-2-like. The transcript is spliced from 4 exons. Gene Ontology annotation, biological process: ribosomal small subunit assembly; translation. Gene Ontology annotation, molecular function: RNA binding; structural constituent of ribosome. Bases 145 to 405 code for a protein of 86 amino acids. The record is from RefSeq and is a predicted model, not a curated record. Gene Ontology annotation, cellular component: ribosome; cytosolic small ribosomal subunit. NCBI's taxonomy places the organism in Eukaryota, Viridiplantae, Streptophyta, Magnoliopsida, Sapindales, Anacardiaceae.
UCCGAUUCUUAAUUAUCUAACGCUCCAGAACGCCUCAUUUGCUCUUAUAUAUAAUCAUCUUAUUUUAAUGUUCUCUCCUUCCGCUGAGGCACUCUCUGCUAGGGUUUUCCAGGGUCUCUGGGCUCUCCUGUUGCACCUACAAAGAUGGUCCUCCAAAAUGAUAUUGACUUGUUGAACCCACCGGCAGAGCUCGAGAAGAGGAAGCACAAGCUCAAACGUCUUGUUCAGUCACCUAACUCCUUCUUCAUGGAUGUAAAAUGUCAAGGUUGCUUUAACAUAACCACAGUUUUUAGCCACUCUCAAACUGUUGUGGUGUGUGGCAACUGCCAGACAGUUUUGUGCCAGCCUACCGGUGGCCAUGCUAGACUCACUGAAGGAUGCUCAUUUAGGAGAAAGGGUGAUUGAGUUGUACUCAAAGGUGCAACAAUUUCAACAUCUUUUUGUUUCGGAUAUCAUGUAUUAAUUUUGGUUGAACUUUUGAUGAUGGCUCGACAGUCGGGUGCUCUUUUGUCUUAAAUUUUGAUAUACUUGGUGUAGUGGAUUUUUUCAUGCUUGAAAGAUUAUAUUUUCACCAUUUUUAAAGUUGCGAUCAUUAAUGUUUUCA